Microdochium trichocladiopsis is the source of this 936-nucleotide messenger RNA. RefSeq lists its product as uncharacterized. The record is from RefSeq and is a predicted model, not a curated record. NCBI's taxonomy places the organism in Eukaryota, Fungi, Ascomycota, Sordariomycetes, Xylariales, Microdochiaceae. The transcript has a single exon. The coding region runs from base 1 to 936 and encodes 311 amino acids.
AUGACGACUUGCACAAUCCUCGUCGUAGGCGCGACUGGGCAACAGGGGUCGGCUGUCAUUGAUGCACUGGCCGAGCUUGCUCCAGCGGCACCCGACAAGAUCAAGGUGCUUGCGCUUACACGGAACGCCUCUUCCCAGAAGGCACAAGCACUAGCUACGAAGCACACUUCUUUAUACUUGGACGUGAUCGAGGGCAACGUCCUCAAUCCGGAGCCAAUCUUUGACGCGCACCCCGAGAUCCAACGUGUCUUUUCAUUCACCAGCCCGCCGAAUGAGGUGCCCCAGGCCACGGCACUGAUUGAUGCCUCAAUCAAGGCGGGCGUGUCGCACUUCGUCUUCAGCAGCGUGGAGCGAGGCGGCGACGAAAAGUCAUGGACCAACCCAACACAGACGCCGCACUUUGCGGAGAAGCACGAGAUUGAGCUCUACUUGCGGGAUCAGUGCAACAAGCACAAGACGGAUGCUGAAAAGGGCAUGACUUGGACGAUACUGCGUCCCACGGCUUUCAUGGACAACUUCAACCCUACAUCUCCGUUUGGGGCUGCCUUUGCAGCUCUCCUCAGCACGAUGCCGGCCUCACAGAAGUUGCAAGUUGUCAGCGUGCGCGACAUUGGGCGAUUUGCUGCCAAGGCAUUGCUGAACCCGAAAGCAUUUGCAGGGCGAGCGAUCGGGCUGGCCGGAGACGAAAUCACGCUAGGCGAUGCUCGGGCGACCUACCGCAGAGUGACUGAAGGGCUCGAACUACCGCAAGCCUGGUGGAUUGUUGGCAAAGGUCUCCGAUGGGCGAUCAAUGACGUUGGAAGAAUGUUUGAUUGGUUUGAAAGUGACGGCUACGGAGUAGACAUCGCGGCGCUUCGCAAAGAAGAACCCGAGCUGCAGGACCUUGAGAAGUGGCUCAAGGAGAGCAGUCGUUUCGAUUGCGGCCUGGGAAAGUGA